UUGUAUUGGAGUCACCUGUUGUUUGGAACCACCUGAUGAACAUGUAAAUCAGUGUGUUAUAAAUAAGCUAUAUUUGCCUACAGUGCUGUGUAGGAUUCUGAAAACAAAUGUUUGUUUUGCGAGGUUUCACUCUUUGGUUCAAUACGUUGAAUGUUGGUAGUGUGAGCUGAGCUGGGGUGCCGUCUGUGGCACCGUCAAAGAUAUGUAUCAUUCCUGAAUCAGGUAUGACGUCGACGCAGAGAUAAGAAAUUGAGUCUUUGAUCUCUGUGACUGUUUUUGUUUUUUUGACAAGCUAAUAGCUGCCCAUUCAUGCCAGGUGGGCCAGUUAGUGAUUGCAAAAGUGUCCACGGAGUUCUUGCGUCCUAUAGACCACACCUGCACCUGCGAGCAUAUUUCUCAUGGCGCCUCCUCUUUGGUACCUGGUAUUUAAACUUGAAACUUUUGAAAUCUCCGUUGUCAAAUUGAACUCGUUCUGACAGUAACGUCGUCUAAGCCAGUGAAACGCGCGGUGAUUGGCAGGGGGAUUCGCUGCACAUCAUGACGCGCACACAGCGGCACGCGCUCCUGCCGUUAGUUUGUCUCUUCCUCUGGCAUUCUGACGCUCAGCGGGUGUUCAGAAUUUCUCCACAUGUUGGAAGCAUUAACGGAGCAACAAGAAUUACCAUAGAAGGGGAAGGUUUUGCUCAGGAAAAUCAGUUUUCCCUGAACCCGGAUGAUGCCGACUUUGGAAACAGUGUGACUCUGGUGUCUAAGACCAGGUCCAUCCCGUGCGACGUGGAGAGAGACUCCACUCAUGCCAACCAGAUAUUAUGCUACACAAGAGCCAUGCCCCAUGACAGCUACUACAUCCGGGUGAGUGUGGAUGGAGAGCCCAUUCCCAACCGUCGAAUGUGCAACGGCUGGUACACCCACUACAUCUGCAGCUUCUAUCCCCGCUGGUACCGCACCCCCACAGUCCAAGCACUCAGUCAAGCACAGGGACCAACAGGUUCCUUGAUUUCAAUGAGGGGGAGGACAUUCACGGAUGUCUAUGGGAGCAACACUGCCACCAGCUCCAAUGGCCUCAAUGUCAGGUUCCUAAGGGCCUACAUGGGAGGGAUGCCCUGCGACCUUCUGAAGCCCAACUCUGAUGAGCUGUACGGCCUGAAGCUGGACUCGGAGACGAGUUGGUCGGGGAAGAUGAAUUGUACCAUGACUGGAACAUAUGUCGGGCAUCAUAACCUGAGUUACAUUCUGGACAGUGAAUUCGGAAGGAGUUUGCCUGAGGAUAAAGUCUACUUCGUCUCAGGGUUGAACAAGCUCUCCAUGUUUCAGACGUAUGCAGAGGUGACGGGCGUGUACCCCUCGGAGGGCAGUGUCCUCGGUGGAACCCUGAUGACCGUUCACGGACGUCACUUUGAUGAAACCGAUAAGCCAGCAACUGUUUUGGUUGGAGGUCAGGAAUGUAAGGUGGUGAGUGUGGCCGACGACAUGAUUGUAUGCAGGACUCCAGAGCACCCACAGACCAGCAUGACGCUCUUUCCAGGUGGCCGAGGUUUGAAGAUGGAACUGUGGAACGCGUCUUUUCCAAGAGACCUAGAGGAUGUUCUGGACUACAACUCCAGCUGGCCAGACUACUCCGCAGGCUGGGUCGACUCCCUCACACACUCCUACCCCGAUGAGAUUCCACGCUUCGUCUCCAAGCUCAGCGGCUUCUUCGUUCCCAUGGAGACAGACUACUACAGGUUCUUCAUCAAAGGAGAUGACAAAUACCACCUAUACCUCAGCCUUACUGGGAACCCCCAAGACAAGGUACUCAUUGCAUUCAGAUCCGGCACCACCAACAACUUCUUCUCCUCAGGCUCCCAGUCCUCCUCUGUCAUGCAUCUGGAGAAGGGCAAGGCAUACUACCUGGAUGCCCUCCUCCAGGACUGGGGCGGCCCCGGCUGGGUCCAGGUCGGAGUCUAUAAAUGGAAGAGCCCCUUCACCCACGAUCAGGCCCAAGAAGCCGUGAACGAGAAACAGAUUCUCUACGCUAGAUACAGUGUCUUAGAGGAAAAGCAGGUGUUGCGUUUCGAUGGCUGGGGCUCAGUGAGGACUCCAGUGAAGGAGGUGCAACAGGUGACUGUGAGCAGUGAGUGCUUCUCUCGAGGGACCUGUGCGUUCACCUUCUACACCUUGUCUUAUGGAGAACACCAGACAGGACCUGUUGCUGUGAGUGCGUCGGCAGAUGAUGUUGCCGCUGCUCUAAACGGCCUGUGGACGAUUAAACCUGACUCGGUCACGGUGACCAAACAGGACCUCGGCACAGCAGCACAGUACACAGUGACCUUCGACUCCAGAAGAGGUGAUUUUGAAAGCCUCGACUCCUGGAGCAUGGGGAGCGACCUGAAUGUUUCAGUUACCGAGGUAACCAAAGGAGUGGCCAGCCUGGAGACGUUCACUGUGCUGUGGGGGGGAAUCCCAUCCAGCCCCAUCCCAUUCAACGCCACGGAGUCGGAGGUGCUGGGUGCCAUAGUGGCGAUGGUGAGCGCUGAGUGUCCUGCAGAGGUGCUGUCAAUGGAGAGCUCAGCAGUCAAGUACCACAGAGACUACGAGGAUGAAGAUCAUACUGGGUUCUCUGGGGACCUGAACAGGAGAGGGACGCGCGUGCAGGACACUGAUGCUUUCUGUGGUCGCUGGUCACUUAUGAACCCUGAGAUCCUCUUCCUGUCGACCGACACCAAGGAGUCUGGAGGGACCUAUAAAGAUGUGAACCUGCAGGCGCAUGGCACGCUCUGCUUUGCCUACAGCGGAGGCCUGAAGAGAGAGGUGGGAGUGAAGUUCUCGUACAAAAACAGCGAGGGAGCCACAAAGACAGCCACAGCCCAGGUUCCCCUACCAGCUGACCAGGACUCAGGCUGGCACUACACGUGUGUUGACCUGAUGAGCUCCCUGCAGACUGAGUACUUUGGCAGCAACUAUUUGAUGACGGAGCUGCACCUCUCCAAAGAUGCAGAGGGAGAGGAUUACUAUGUGGAUGCUGUUCAUCUGGGGAAGAGUGCUACAGUGUUCGAUAAUUCCGCCCUCCAUAAAAGAAAGCCACCUGCUCUGGCGCAGUCGGGCCACAUCAUCGACAGCGUCAGUGUGGCCAAAACCACAGAGGGGUCAAGGGUCAGCUAUGAGAUCAGCGCCUCGCCCUUCAACUGUGCCUACGACCUCCCUCUGUUGGAGGUCGGCUUUCUGCAGGAAAUCUCCAGUGAUCUGACAGACAGUCAAGACUUUACAGAGGGGGUCGCGAAUGUGACCGUCACCCGUACACAGCGGGCAAGCCCACCUCUGCAAGGAACUUUUGACAUCGAGAUUUACGGGCAACGUGUUGAAGGCUUGGCGGUGGACAUAUCAGCCGAUGAUCUAAGGUACGCCCUGCAGGGCAUCCCCGAGAUGGGCUUGCUGGCGGUCAAGAGGUUAGGCGACUGCAAAGGUCUCUCAUGGGUGAUCACCUGGCUGGGCAGGCCUGGGCGUCAACCACUUCUUCAGGUGAACGGUUCAGAUGUGACUGGAGUUAAUCCACGGGUGUUUGUCCACGUCAGAGACCAGGGAGGCCUGUUCAUGCAAAGCAUCAUGGGAGAUUUGUUACGUGUCCCAGAAUCCAAACCACAGGUGGAGGUGCUGAUCAACGGCAUCCCAUCAAAGUGUUCAGGUGACUGUGGCUUUGAGUGGAGCGAAGGCAAAACCCCCCUGGUGACUGGCAUCUCCCCCUCACAAGGAUCAAACAGUCUUGGGACAGUUCUGACCGUCAGUGGGUCUGGUUUUGAUGGCCAGAACGCUACUGUUUGGAUAGGACACACAGAAUGCUUCGUAAUCCAAGUCACCGACACCCAGGUGACCUGCAGUGUGGGCCCUGCUGCCGCUGGACCUUACCCUGUCAUCCUGAGCAUCCCCAGCCUGGGCUACGCACGUUACCAAGGAAACGGGACUUUCAACUUCACCAGCCAGCUCACCGUCUCCUCUGUGUCUCCGACCUCAGGCAGUGUCACAGGUGGCACAGUCCUAACCGUGGUGGGCUACGGCUUCAGCCCGGACACAGAAGUGACGAUCGGAUCAGAGAUGUGUGAGGUGCUGGCGGUGGACCUCAGCAUGCUCCAGUGCAGAACUCCUGCAGGGUCAAUGGGGUCGCAGACUGUCACCGUGAGAAUGGGGGAGAUGAGUGAAGAGGCAGGACAGAGUUUCAACUACAGCGACAGCGUGACCGCCACCAUCACCAGCAUCAGCCCACACACAACCACCGUCAGCGGCCACAGGCUUCUGGUCGUCUUGGGAACCAACUUUGGGGUGCAGGGCAACAACAGCCUGGUGUUUGUUGGCCAGGCAGAGUGUGAGAUUGUGGAGUGGAACGCCACUGCCAUCACCUGUGUCCUGCCCUCCCGAUCCCCGGCCGUGUACGAGGUCCACGUGCAGGUGGGCAACAUGGGCUACCCCAGACUCAGUGCUGGAGUGAACGCUUCAGUGGAGUACGUGCUGGAGGUGUCAGGUGUCUCCCCACUGCAGGGCUCUCUGUAUGGGGGGUCCAGGUUGACCAUCGCCGGCUCUGGGUUCAGUUCCAACCCAGGGGAGAACAGUGUCAUGCUAGGAGAGCGGCACUGUGAGGUCACAGACGCAUCGGAGCACCAGAUCCAGUGUGUGGUGGAGUCAGGGGUGAAGACACACACCGUCACCAACCAGGGCUCCCACCCAACUCAUGGCGAGGGGUACGCGUGGAGCCCUGCGGCAGUGCUGGCCACGGUAGGGGACACGGUGGUGUGGCGUUGGGAGGCGCCGGCGUUCCUCCAGGGCGUUGGCUUCAGGGUGUUCAGCGUGGCCAACCCCAGCAGCACCACACCCGAUGGCUUCGCAUUCACCAGCGGAGACACCAACACCCCCACUGGCUUCUUCCGCUACCAGUUCACGUCCCCUGGUGUGUACUACUACAGCAGUGGCUUUGUGGACGACAGCAACCAGAAGAGUCUGCAGGGGUCGGUGACGGUCCGAGGGGUCGAGGACAGCAGCAUCGAGCUGCACGUCACUGUGGGAGACUUCGCUGCUUUGAUCAGACCAGCCCAGAGUCGAGUGAGUAGGUCUGUGGAGGAGUGCGUCCCCUCCACCCCUGACUGCCCCGGCUCGGCCGCCUCCUCUAACGGGACCUCCUCGGGGGGCGCAGGGACCUCCUCGGGGGGCGCAGGCCUCUCCUUCAGCUUCAGCAGCUGUGCCAGUCCUGCGGUGCACGCCAUCUCGCCCGCCAGCGGCCACGCCCUCGACUUCAUCCACAUCCAGGGCAUGGGCUUCGGCACCCAGAGCUGUGCCAUUGAGGUGAUGGUUGGAGAUCACCCUUGCCAGGUUGUCAACAACACACAGACAGAGAUCUUCUGCCAGCUCCGCACAGACAGUGGCGCGGACAUUGGCAUCCCACUUCCUGUCUCUGUCCGAGUGAAUAACCUCGGCACUGCCAUCAACACCGCACCCAGCGAGUAUGACCGGCGCUUCGUGGUUCUGCCCGUGGUGGACUCAGUAAGCCCGUCCAGCGGCAGCACCACCGGGCACACCAAGCUGACCAUCAGCGGUUCUGGGUUCUCAGAGAACGUAGCUGUCACAGUGGACGGCCUCCCUUGUGAUAUUAUGUGGGCGAACUACACCAUGGUUGUGUGCGGCACGGCCCCGUCCUCCACUGCUGACCGUAGUGGGCCUGCGGUGGUCCACGUGGGCAGCAUUGCCUCCUCGUGCCAGGGCGACUGCACCUUCACCUACUCCGCCUCGCUGGCACCACACGUGUUUGGCGUACACCCCGACACAGUCACCGGCAACCUGACGUCCGUGGUCAUCAACGGCACCGGGUUCGGCAGCGAUGUCGACGACGUGUCCGUCCACGCCGGAGGGAUCAGCCUUGAGGUGACGGAGGUCACCGACACCACCAUCACCCUCUCCGUUGGCCCGCUGCCCGGCGGCUCUCAUCCGCUGAGGGUGGUGGUGAUGAGCCGGGGGUUGGCGCAGGGGGGGGGUGGUGCCACCCUGAGCAGCGACGCCCGUGCCACGCUCAGCCCCGCGGCGGGCAGCACGGCUGGGGGCACCCCGCUGGUGCUCAUGGGUAAUGGGUUCCUGCCGGGAGCAACCAGUGUGAGCCUGGACGGCGCCCCCUGCUGGAUCACAGAGGUGACGCCGGGAGAGGUGCGCUGCCUGACCCCUCCUCAUGAUGCGGCGCUGGUGGAGGUGCUCGUGGAGGUGCUGGAGGUGCUGUACCCGGCGCUGACCUUUAACUACUCACAGGCACACACACCUGAGGUCACCGACGUCAGCCCGGCAACAGGACCCAGCAACACAGUCAUCACUCUAACGGGCUCGGGCUUUGGUUCUGACGCCAGCCUCAUCUCCGUGGAGAUAGACGGUGUUGCCUGCAACGUUGCCACGGUAACGGACACUCAGGCCACGUGUGCCGUGGGUGAGCACGCCGGCGGCACCUUUCCCAUCAUGCUUCAGCACAAACUGAAAGGUUACGCCACGUCCGAGGAGGUCUUCAGCUACGAGCUCCGUCUCUCAGGGGUGGUUCCCUCCGAAGGGGGUGUUGGUGGGGGCAGCAUCGUGAGCGUUGAGGGCACCGGGUUCGAGCCCAGCUCCUCCCGGGUGUGGAUCUGUGAGAGUGAGUGUGAGGUUCACAGGGACACGUCCACCUCUACACACCUCUACUGCCAGGUCCCGCCCGCCAACGGAAGUGAUGCGGAGCAACCCUGCCUAGUCACGGUGAUGAACGGCAAAGACUCUGUGAACGUAUCAAAUGGAUACUCGUACAAAUCCUCCCUGACGCCGGCGGUCACCGAGGUCACGCCUCGCCGAGGCGGCACCGCCGGGGGCACGAGACUGACGAUCACCGGCUCCAAUUUCAGCACGAACAGCAGUGAAGUUAGUGUGACCAUCGCCGGAUCUGUGUGUGACGUGCAGUCUGCCAACCAAACACACCUCGUUUGCGUCACCAACUCCCAGCCCAGGUCUCAGGAGACUAAAGUGCGAGUUCAGAUUGGGGACAGGGGCACUGCUCCGAUGGACCAGGCGGACUUCUUCUACAUAGAUGUGUGGUCCUCCCGGUACACCUGGGGUGGUCUUUCUCCCCCUGAGAAGGGCUCCUUCGCCGUCAUCACUAAGGGCCAGACCAUCCUGCUGGACGCCAGCACCCCUGUGCUCAAGAUGCUCCUCAUCCAAGGCGGAAAGCUGGUGUUUGAUGAGCAGGACAUAGAACUUCAGGCGGAGAACAUCCUGAUCACGGACGGAGGAGCGCUGCAGGUCGGAACCGAGGAGGAACCGUUCCAGCACAAGGCCAUCAUCACGCUUCACGGGCACCUGCGCUCUCCCGAGCUGCCUGUGUACGGAGCCAAGACCCUGGGGGUGCGAGAGGGAGUGCUGGACCUCCAUGGUAUCCCCGUCCCCGUCACCUGGACCCGCCUCGCCCAGACGGCUGGGAGCGGCCAGUCCACGCUGGUCCUCACACAUCCGGUCACCUGGAGGAGCGGAGACCAGGUGGUCAUCGCCACCACUGGUCACAGGCACAGCCAGAGAGAGAACGAGGUGAGGAUCAUCUCCUCAGUGUCCUCGGACGGCCGGACGCUCACGCUGGCGGAGCCCCUGGAGUACACCCAUCUGGGGGUGUCCGUCACGCUGCCUGAUGGGACGGAGUUCGAGGCCAGGGCAGAGGUGGGACUCCUCACCAGGAACAUUGUGGUGCGCGGAUCGAACAACGCUGAGUGGAACGAUCAGGUGGAGGCCUGUCCAGACGGCUUUAACACAGGUGAGUUUGCGACACAGACCUGCUUCCAGGGGAGGUUUGGAGAGGAGACAGGAAGUGACCAGUUUGGAGGUUGCAUCAUGUUCCACGCCCCCAGACCUGGAGAGAACCUGGCCAUCGGCAGAAUUGAACACGUUGAGAUCUUCAACGCAGGCCAGGCCUUCCGUCUGGGCCGCUACCCCAUCCACUGGCACUUGAUGGGCGACGUCAACUUCAAGUCCUACGUGCGCGGCUGCGCCCUCCACCAGACCUACAACCGCGCCGUGACCAUCCACAACACGCACCGCCUCCUGGUGGAACGCAACGUCAUCUACAACAUCAUGGGCGGCGCCUUCUUCAUCGAGGACGGCAUCGAGACGGGCAACGUGCUCCAGUACAACCUGGCCGUGUUCGUCAAGCAGAGCACCAGCCUGCUCAACGACGACGUCACUCCGGCCGCCUACUGGGUCACCAACCCCAACAACGUCAUCCGGCACAACACCGCUGUUGGCGGGACCCACUUUGGGUUCUGGUACCGCAUGCACAAGAAUCCCGACGGUCCCAGCUACGACCCGAACAUUUGCCAGCAGCGCGUGCCGCUGGGCGAGUUCGCCAACAACACGGCCCACUCCCAGGGCUGGUUCGGCUUGUGGAUCUUCAAGGAGUACUACCCGGUGAGGGACGGCAGGUGCCGGAGCAAGGUGCCCGAGCCCGCCGUGUUCCGCUCGCUGACCGCCUGGAACUGCGAGAAGGGGGCGGAGUGGGUGGACGUGGGCGCCGUGCAGUUCAACGGCUUCGUCAUGGUCAACAACGAGAAGGCGGGCAUCGAGGGGAAACGCAUCAUCAGCAGCUACGUCCGGGACUUCAGCGAGGAGGCCGGGGCGGCGGUGGUCAACAGCACCCUGGUUGGCCACGUGGAUGAGCUGUUGCUGGGCGAUGACUACUGCUCGACCAGAGGGGUCAUCCUGCCGCUGGACGACGGCAUGAGCGUCCUCUCCAGCACAUUCAUGAACUUUGACCGGCCAGGCUGCACGGCCAUCGGAGUGGCGGCGAUUGACGGGACCUGCAAGGAGCGCUGCGGGGGAUGGGGGGCCCGGUUCUCUGGGAUCCAGUACUACAACUCGCCCCACAAGGCUGGCUUCAGGUGGGAGCACGAGGUCAACCUCGUCGACCUGGAUGGCUCCCUCACAGGCUCUGCGGGCAGUAAGGUGGUGCCAGCGAGCCCCCUGUUGGACCCGGCCCUCUGCACAUCUCACGACGACUGGAGCGUUGGCUUCCCCGGGGUCAUCUGUGAUCCCAGCGUCAGCUUCCACCGCCUGGCCUUCAACCACCCGACGCCCACCUCCCUGGAGAGCAACCUCGCCAUCUUCUCCAAUGACUUUGGUGCAAGUGAGGUUCCAUACAUGAAGAAGAGGAUGACUCACAAGUUUGGCUGGAUGGCGAUGCUUCCGUCUGGACAGACAUACAGGUGGCACUUUGAUGGCGUGGCUCAGAUCACCAACAUAUCAUAUGACUCCACUUUCUAUGGGUUUAAGCGCGACGAGUUCAUCAUCAUCAACCACAAUCUGACUCAGAGUCCAGACAGUUUCUUCAUCAUGGACAAGAGAAAUGGCUCCUCCUCCCCUCUGACGAAUGAUGAUAAUGUGAAUGGAGACUGGUAUAUCGACGAGAACACCAACAACCUGUACUACUUAGUGUCCGGACAGGACUCUCACAGCCGCCGUAGACGUCGUUCCAGUGUGGACCCCGAGGUAGUGGACAGGAACGUGGACUUCAAGGUGUUCAGCUGCUUCUACCCCACCUGCCAGCCCCCCCCUCCGCCUCCCCCAGCAACACUGCCCCCGCUGCCCUCACGAAGGCCUGAUGACUUUAUCUCCUGGUCCAGUGAGUCCUUCUGGCUCUCGUCUGCUGAGAACAACUUCACCGUGCCUAGAGAGGGCUCUGAUGUGGUUAUCCCAAUAGGGUCUUGGAUGGUGCUAGAUGAAGACACCCCUCCUCUGAACAGAUUGACGGUGCAGGGUGUCCUGGAGGUCCCCGAUGACAUGAACACCACGUCCUCCUCUCGCUCCAGACGCUCCACAGCCAACACAAUCGUCCUGGACGCCACCUACAUCUCCAUUCAGGGAGGUCGUCUGAUAGCAGGCUGGGAGGACGAGCCCUUCAGCGGGGAACUGCACAUCGUCCUGAGAGGAACUCACUACACCCCCGACUGGCUGCUGCCCAACGGCCCCAACCAGGGCUCCAAAGUGCUGGGUGUGUUUGGCACUCUGGACCUCUAUGGAAAGCCCCACGACGUCUACCACACCAAACUGGCAAGCACCGCGUCGGCUGGCACAGACACCCUCACCCUUCGUGAGGCGGUUGACUGGCAGGCAGGGGAUGAAGUGGUCAUCUCCACCACCAGCUAUGACCCAUGGCAGACAGAGAAGAGGACCAUAUCCGCCGUCUCUGAUGACAGAAGGACACUCACACUGAGCGAGCCGCUCACACACACUCAUAUCGGGGAGACCUAUGGUGUCAGCGGCACCUCGAGGACCUACACACUGGCAGCAGAUGUGGGGCUGCUGACCAGGAACAUCAAGAUUAUUGGCCACGCCCACGCUGAGCUGUACAGCCAAUCGUUUGGCGCUCGCCUGCUGGUGGGCACCUUCUCAGAGGGAGGCAUCGACUACAGAGGAGAAGCUCAGAUAAGGAAUGUGGAGUUUUACCACACUGGACAGGAGGGAUGGUCCGAUUUCUACGACCCGCGCUACUCUGUAGCUUUCGUCAAUUUGGGAGAGGUGCCUGAGAUGGAGUCCUACAUCCAGGGAUGUGGUUUCCAUGACGGCUUCUCUCCUGCCAUCGGCAUCUUUGGCACAGAUGGACUGACUGUAGAUGACAACGUCAUCCACUUCACUGUAGGAGAAGGUAUCAGAGUAUGGGGCAGCAGCAACCUGAUCAGAAGGAACCUGGUGACCAUGACCCUGUGGCCCGGGUCCUACCAGGGCCGAGAGGAGAUGUUCAACUACGACUGGACCGCUGCUAUAGAGGUGAAUGAAGGCACAAAUACGGUUCUCAUUGGCAAUAUAGUUGCAGGUUUUGAGAGAUCAGGGUACCUUAUUGAUGGAGAGCCAUGCCCAGGAACGGCCAAUCCGGUGCAGGCGUGGCGGGAUAACGAGGCCCACGGCGGCGUCUACGGCAUCAUGAUGAACAAGGACGGCCUGCCGGGCUGCUCACACAUCCAGGGCUUUACCGUGUGGCGAAGCUUCGACUUCGGGAUCUACUUCCAGGUGUCCAUGAAUAUUCAGAUAUCUAACAUCACUCUGGUGGAUAACGGCAUGGGCAUCAUGUCAAUCAUCUACGCCCCGCCCUCUCUGCAACACCUGUAUGCUGAUAAAACCGUACAUAUUCAGAAUGCCCUGAUUGUUGGCACCAGUCCAGACUUCAACUGCUCUGACCAGUUGUCCUCGUCUGAGACGUACGUCCGACUGUCCAGGGACCACGGAGCUCCCCGCCCUCCCAUGGGGGGCAGGUCUGGGAUCUGCUGGCCAGCCUUCAUAUCAGGACACAACGCCGGCCCCACCAUGUCUCUCACCGGCUCCACCAGCUACAACACCAUCAAGGGCCUCAUGACAGUCACCGACACAACAUUUGUGGCUUUCGGGGACGUGUGUUCGACUGAAAGAGCCGUGAUGUUCCUGACUAACCCCAACAACGAGGACCUCCAGCACCCUGUGCAGGUGAAGCGCAUCACCCAGGCCGAGAGCACCGAGGCGGGCAGACUGCUCAUCCAUCGGCCAAACCUCGGGAAGGUGAACCCGGCGGACUGCGUGGACAUGGACUGCGAUGCCAAGAAGAAGAGCCUUCUGAGAGACGAGGAUGGCACCUUCCUGGGCGCGGUGGGCACCGUGGUGCCCCACGCCGAGUUCGAGUGGGACGGAGACAGCAGGCAUGGAGUGGGCGACUACAGGAUCCCCAAGGUCAUGCUCACCUACCUCAACGGCAGCCGCAUACCUGUCAGUCAGAUAGCACCCCGCAAAGGUGUGAUAAGGGACUCCACCUGCGAGUACGUGACCCCGUGGCAGAGCUACAAGUGCUUUGGUCUGAACUACAGGAUGCUGGCGAUCGAGAGUCUGGAUGCUGACACAGAGACCAGACGCCUGUCUCCAGUGGCCGUGCUGGGAGACGGCUACAUCGACCUGAUGAACGGGCCCCAGGACCAUGGCUGGUGUAACGGCUACACGUGCCAGAAGAGGCUCUCCCUCUUCCACGGCAUCAUCGCCACCAGCAAGGCCUUCGACGUCUACUUCACCGGCACCACCCCCCAGAAGCUCCGCCUCAUGAUGCUCAACGCCAGGCCAACAGAGACUGUGCGCGUGGCCGUGUUCUACUCCAACCCUCAGCGUCUGGACGUUUACGUCAACAACGAGCUGGUGGCUCCGACCAACGCAGAAUGGAACAGCGACAACACAGACUUCACACUCAAGGAGCCCUCAUACCCAGGGAUGUAUUUGCCUGCACUUAACUCUACCACGAACGGUGCCAACUUCUUCGACCCGGACUACAAGAUGCUCCAUGUGUUGCUGCGCGGCUCCGAGCCCGUGGAGGUCCGCACCUCGCCCAAGCUCUUCCUCUCCUUCAGCCUGCCCGCCAUGACGGAGGACGAGUUCUUCGGCGAAAGCCUGGUCGCCAACCUGGCCGCCUUCCUGAAGGUUCCGGCCAGCAUGAUCCGCAUCACCAAGAUCGUGAGGGAGGGGGGCGACGCACGGCGACGCAAGCGGUCCACGGGUCUCUCCGUAGAGGUGGAGAUCAGCAAGCCUCCCGUCCAGCAGACCACCAACACCACCAAUGAUGAGGAAGCCUUUUCUGAGCUGCAGAACCUUGCUGAUGACCUGGGCCAGGCGGCCAUCUCGGGGAACCUCAGCCAGGCCGUAGGCUUCAACGUGUCCUCCAUGGGGGUCAUCCCUCCCCCACCACCAUCCUCAGACCCCACCUGGAACGAGGUGAGCCCCCCCACCAUCCUCAGACCCCACCUGGAACGAGCUAGUCAAGUGGCCACCGCUGAGGUGACCCGUGAGGACCCGGUACCGGAGAAGGUGACGAGCCUGGCCUCCCUGAGCGUGAUGCAGGAGCCUGUGGCCGGACUCACCCCCGGACUCCUCAGCCAGCAGCCCAGCAUCAUGGCUCUGGACCAGGAGGGGAGCUGUGUGGCGGUUGGGGUCACUAAACUGACUCUGACAGCUGUGCUGAAGGACUCCAGCGGCACUCCAGUGGAUGGUCUCUAUGGAAACACAACCAUUCUGUUCAAAGGAUGCUGGGCUAACUACACUGACCUGAGCAUCUCUGGACCUGAAGUGAGUGCCUCUUCCCGGUCCUUAACCAUCAUAGCCGUACCAGUUACCACACCCAGCCCCUCCACCAACACCACCUACACCGCCGCAACCACCAGCACCAGCGGAGGGCCGACUCCGCCCGACUCACCCAUACCCCCAAUCGACCCUGAUCACUCUGAGGUCUCUGAGGUGUCACUCUUAUCGACGUCGAAGGGCUCCCACUGGCUGAAGAUGGCCGCCCUCUCCUUGCUGUGUUUGUCAGGAUGA
Clupea harengus (Atlantic herring) is the source of this 13323-nucleotide messenger RNA. RefSeq names its product PKHD1 like 1 (gene pkhd1l1.1). The transcript is spliced from 80 exons. NCBI's taxonomy places the organism in Eukaryota, Metazoa, Chordata, Actinopteri, Clupeiformes, Clupeidae. The coding region runs from base 538 to 13323 and encodes 4261 amino acids. The record is from RefSeq and is a predicted model, not a curated record.